This is a messenger RNA of Pezoporus flaviventris, 6076 nucleotides long. It is a transcript of the gene SLC4A10, whose product is annotated as solute carrier family 4 member 10. NCBI's taxonomy places the organism in Eukaryota, Metazoa, Chordata, Aves, Psittaciformes, Psittacidae. The transcript is spliced from 26 exons. The record is from RefSeq and is a predicted model, not a curated record. Gene Ontology annotation, biological process: monoatomic anion transport; regulation of intracellular pH; bicarbonate transport. The coding region runs from base 601 to 3900 and encodes 1099 amino acids. Gene Ontology annotation, cellular component: basolateral plasma membrane; plasma membrane. Gene Ontology annotation, molecular function: sodium:bicarbonate symporter activity; solute:inorganic anion antiporter activity; monoatomic anion transmembrane transporter activity.
UUUAGCUGACCACAGAUGAAAACAAAAUCCAUAAUGGCAGCGCUAGAUUUUAUAAAAAACGCAAGUGAGGAGUUGAAGGAUGUGGCUUGUUCUGUUUGGAUGAUGCAGGAUUGCUUUAAGCAGUAAGCUUACUGUUUUCAGAUGGCAUUAGCAGCAUCAGUGAUAUAGCUGUGUCAGCCUCCUUGACUACUGGAUGUCUGUAAUCGCACGGAGGGAACUAUAUUUAAGAUCUGAUAUCUUGAGGGUAAUGACUCGAGCACUUACUGAUGGGCAGAAUGGCUGUUAAUGCUUUCUUCACUAGCCCUGAAGAUUUUGAAAGGUAGAUGGGUCUGUGAUGUACUUCUGUAAGACAGGAAAUGCAAUUUUUGGGGGUCUCUGGAAAUAGAAAGGUCAUGCAGCUUGGAACCGGUGAGACAUUACAGUCUCUAAGUCAUCAGAUGGGGAAGCUGAGGCACAGAGAUUAAGUGAAUUUCCCAAGGCCACACAGCAAGUCAGUGGCAGAUCCAGGAUUAGCGCUCGGGGACUUCCUGGAUCCCUCUCCCAUGCUUUAAGCAGUAGACCACAGUGUUCACUGGACUCAGCAAGCAACUCAUUGCAAUAAUGGACAGUUCCAAGGACUCGUACCUGAGGAAUGAUGAAGAGGCUGUUGUGGAUAGAGGUGGAACUCGCUCCAUUCUCAAGACACAUUUUGAAAAGGAAGAUCUAGAAGGCCAUCGAACAUUGUUCAUUGGAGUUCAUGUGCCACUGGGUGGAAGAAAAAGUCACCGACGCCAUAGGCACCGUGGGCAUAAACACAGAAAGAGAGACAGAGAGCGAGAUUCAGGAUUAGAAGAUGGGAGAGAGUCUCCUCCGUUUGAUACCCCAUCACAAAGGGUGCAGUUUAUUCUGGGUACAGAAGACGAUGAUGAGGAACACAUUCCUCAUGAUCUUUUUACUGAGCUUGAUGAAAUUUGUUGGCGUGAAGGAGAGGAUGCGGAGUGGAGGGAGACAGCAAGGUGGUUGAAGUUUGAAGAAGAUGUAGAGGAUGGUGGAGAGAGGUGGAGCAAGCCCUAUGUUGCCACGCUGUCACUUCAUAGCUUGUUUGAGCUGAGGAGCUGUAUCCUGAAUGGCACAGUCCUUUUGGACAUGAGAGCUAAUUCCAUAGAAGAAAUUGCAGAUAUGAUUCUGGACCAGCAGGUGGGUUCUGGGCAGCUCAGCGAGGAUGUUCGUCACAGAGUGCACGAGGCAUUACUGAAACAGCAUCACCAUCAAAACCAGAAGAAGCUGAGUAACAGGAUCCCAAUUGUGAGAUCCUUUGCUGAUAUUGGAAAGAAGCAAUCGGAGCCUCAUUCCAUGGAUAAAAAUGCAGGUCAGAUUGUUUCCCCACAGUCUGCUCCAGCCUGUAUUGAAAACAAAAAUGAUGUGAGCAGAGAAAACAGCACUGUUGACUUUAGCAAGGUUGACCUACACUUUAUGAAAAAGAUACCGCCUGGAGCUGAAGCAUCAAACAUCUUAGUUGGUGAACUGGAGUUCCUGGACCGUGCGGUUGUUGCUUUUGUUAGGUUAUCCCCUGCAGUGCUGCUUACAGGAGUAGCAGAAGUUCCGAUUCCAACGAGAUUUUUGUUUAUUCUUCUUGGACCACUGGGUAAAGGGCAACAGUACCAUGAGAUUGGAAGAUCAAUUGCAACACUAAUGACAGAUGAGGUGUUCCAUGAUGUUGCUUACAAAGCAAAAGACCGCAAUGACUUGGUGUCUGGAAUUGAUGAGUUUCUUGAUCAGGUUACUGUUCUCCCUCCCGGAGAGUGGGACCCAACAAUUCGAAUAGAACCACCAAAAAAUGUUCCCUCUCAGGAGAAGCGCAAGAUCCCAGGCGUGCCAAAUGGAACUGCAGCCCAUGGGGAAGCAGAGCAACCUGGAGGACACUCUGGACCAGAACUGCAACGCACUGGAAAAUUUUUUGGAGGAUUGAUUUUAGAUAUAAAAAGGAAAGCUCCCUUCUUCUGGAGUGACUUCAGGGAUGCUCUCAGUCUGCAGUGUCUGGCAUCAUUUUUAUUUCUCUACUGUGCUUGCAUGUCUCCUGUCAUCACAUUUGGUGGUCUGCUGGGAGAAGCAACUGAAGGUCGUAUAAGUGCAAUAGAAUCGCUGUUUGGAGCAUCCAUGACUGGAAUUGCCUACUCCCUCUUUGGCGGGCAGCCUCUCACUAUACUUGGAAGCACAGGACCAGUUUUAGUGUUCGAGAAGAUCUUAUUCAAAUUUUGCAAAGAGUACGGAUUGUCAUACCUUUCUCUGAGAGCUAGCAUUGGACUGUGGACUGCAAUCCUGUGCAUCAUCCUUGUUGCAACUGAUGCAAGCUCCCUAGUCUGCUACAUUACCCGGUUUACUGAAGAAGCUUUUGCUUCUCUUAUCUGCAUCAUUUUCAUUUAUGAGGCCUUAGAGAAGCUAUUUCAUCUCAGUGAGACAUAUCCAAUCAACAUGCAUAAUAAUUUGGAUCUGCUGACAAAGUACUCAUGCAAUUGUGUGGAACCAGAACAUCCUAGCAAUAAAACCUUACGAUACUGGCAGGACUACAAUAUAUCUGCAUCUGAUGUGCCAUGGGGGAACCUAACUGUGUCAGAAUGUAAAAAGUUUCAUGGAGAGUUUGUUGGACGAGCCUGUGGACAUCAUGGCCCUUAUGUUCCAGAUGUCCUCUUCUGGUCUGUCAUCUUAUUCUUUUCUACAGUAACGCUGUCAUCCACACUGAAGCAGUUCAAAACUAGCCGAUACUUCCCAACAAAGGUACGAUCUGUUGUCAGCGAUUUUGCUGUUUUUCUCACUAUUUUGUCCAUGGUUUUAAUUGACUAUGCCAUUGGGAUUCCAUCACCAAAACUUCAAGUUCCGAAUGCUUUUAAGCCCACCAGAGAUGAUCGUGGCUGGUUUAUUACUCCUUUGGGGCCUAAUCCUUGGUGGACAGUGAUAGCUGCUGUAAUUCCAGCCCUACUUUGCACUAUCCUUAUCUUUAUGGACCAGCAGAUCACAGCUGUCAUUAUCAAUAGAAAAGAACACAAACUGAAGAAAGGAUGUGGAUACCAUCUCGACCUACUCAUGGUGGCAGUCAUGCUUGGAGUGUGCUCUAUUAUGGGAUUGCCGUGGUUUGUUGCAGCUACUGUCCUCUCUAUUUCCCAUGUGAAUAGCUUAAAACUGGAAUCAGAGUGCUCUGCUCCAGGGGAGCAGCCAAAAUUUCUUGGAAUCCGUGAGCAAAGAGUCACAGGGCUCAUGAUUUUUAUCCUUAUGGGCUCAUCUGUCUUUUUGACAAGUAUCCUGAAGUUUAUUCCUAUGCCGGUACUUUAUGGAGUAUUUCUUUACAUGGGUGCUUCAUCUCUAAAGGGAAUUCAGCUUUUUGACAGGAUAAAGUUGUUCUGGAUGCCUGCAAAGCACCAGCCAGAUUUUAUUUAUCUGAGGCAUGUUCCUCUUAGAAAGGUCCAUCUCUUCACCAUAAUUCAGCUGAGUUGUCUUGUGCUUCUGUGGAUUAUAAAGGUUUCAAGAGCUGCCAUUGUCUUUCCUAUGAUGGUCCUAGCUUUGGUGUUUGUCAGAAAACUCAUGGAUUUCUUUUUUACUAAGCGGGAGCUCAGCUGGUUAGAUGAUUUGAUGCCUGAGAGCAAGAAAAAGAAACUGGAAGAUGCUGAGAAAGAGGAAGAGCAAAGUAUGCUAGCAAUGGAAGAGGAAGGAACUGUUCAGUUACCACUGGAAGGACAUUACAGAGAUGACCCAUCUGUGAUAAACAUUUCGGAUGAAAUGGCAAAAACUGCUGUGUGGAAGACAUUGUUGAUAUCCUCAGAGAAUGCAAAAGAUAAGGAGUCAAGCUUUCCUUCUAAAAGUGCUGAAAUCAGAAAAGAGAAGAAAGCUGACUCAGGGAAAGGUGUUGACCGGGAGACUUGUCUAUGACUUGUUCUUCAACUAAUUUUUUUACAAAUGAAUGAAAGGAGUGCCACAACCACUAAAUAUAUAUGAUUUACCGUGUAACUUUUGUCUUUCAUCUCAGACUAGCACAGGUAAUGUAGUGCAAUAUUUGUUUCAUUUCACCUUGUCUACAUGUCUGUAUCAUCUAGUAUCUGUGUAAAUGUCUGCAGUAGCCAGUGCAAAAAGUCUUUAUGUUCUUUGCUGAUACUGGCCAUUUAUCAGUGUUUGUACCAUAAAUCUAAUAAGCAAAUUUUUCUUUCAAAUUCAACUUUAGUGGUAAUAGGUUUGUACUGUAUUUUACUACUUUUUUCUGUGUGAGAAUACUUACUAAUCUUUAUUCAAGAUUAAAAACCACCUAACUCACGUAAAUGAUUUCAGGAAAGCCAAACUGACAGCAAACAUUAAAGAAGUUUUUAAAGUAACAGCUGAUCUGACCCUGUGAACAAACUAACAAGGAUAAUCCUUUCCUCCUCAAGCUGUCCUUCUGAAGUCAUGGAUUACUCUUGCGAUGAGGAUUGCAGGGUUAGAUUCUGUAUUUGUGAAAUUUUCCUUGAUUUAAUACAGUGUAUUUAAUAUUCAAAUUUGUAUGUAGAUGGAACAUAGUCAUAUAUAUUUAAAAAUAUGUACUAGAACAUUCCCUUACCUUAGUUGAAAAACUCCACCACAUCCUUUGAUGUGUGAAACAUGGGUACGGUAUUUCUUAAUAUUCAAUCUGUGAUUACAGUAUCUUAUCUUGUAUUGUAUGACUGUUGCUGUGGUUGGCCAAACAACUAAAUUAUGUCAAUAAUCAAUCUAUUAUUUUAUAAUAAAGAAAAAUUUGUAGAUACAAGCUAUAUCCCACAUGCAGUUAUAUCACCUGCCCAAUGUUUUUCUUCUUCAUUGCCUAAAAUACAGCCACAUAAAGGGCAUAUUUAUAUUGGCCUCUCUACCAACAACUGUAAACCUCUUAAUUUCAGAGAUUAAGUGUAUAAUACUUAAUAUGCUGAUGUUGAUUUUGUUACAGUUCUUCACUAUUCCAUCAAGUACAUUGAUUAAAAGAUAAAAACAACUUUACAAAGUAAAAUGUGGCUUUAAAAUUAUUGCAAAGAUGUUUUUCAUAAUGGAUUUUGUUACUGCCUGAUCCUUCAUGCCAUUCUUUUGUGUAAAACAAGGACUGUGAGAUUAGGUAUUGAAUUCAUAGAGAUGUGGAGAAACAGUUUUGUUGAGUAAUUUGGAAUUCACUGAUUUUUAAAUUUUUUUAAGGUAAGUUUUUAAAUUACUAAAUGAAAGAUAACUCUCGUUAUUAUGCUAUUACCUUGAAUCCUACCAAUACGAAUUAGUCUUGUAAUCUUUGUAAUAAUUCAUCUACAGGAAUCUAGCAUUCCCCAGCUUUCUAAAAUAUGAUAAUCUUUCCACAGAUUUCAUGCAAACAACAUUUCAGAUGCAUCACAUUUUAAUUAUUCCUUUUAAUGUUUCUGUGUGUGCGAGAGUGUGUGAUGUUUUACUACUGUAGCCAUAAAUGAUAACUGCAUUUUGCUGCAAACUAAUAGGGUUGCUGUUUUGAAUUUGACUUUGCAUUAUCAAAGCCCAUUAAAGCCAUUUUUAUGGAGGAAAAAAAAUAUAAUGGACACAAGGAUUUACAUUUAACUCAAUGUUUGUAAAUUUAGGAAAAAAAAAAAGCUGAUGCAUUAAGCUAAAAUGCUUUGUUUUGUGUACUUGAUAAACUGUAAGAUUCCAAUUGUUUUAAGAUUAGUAUAGAAGUUCAAUACUGGUUUGUCCCGAGAGCAGCCUGGUGGUGUUUUAAUAUGUUGCUGACUUUGUUACAGAUAACAUAUACAAUCAAAAUGUAUUAGUUUCACUUGACCAACUCUUAGAAUAUUAAGAAAUCAGUAUAUUCAAUGGCAUUCUGUAUUUCUGUUCAGUAUUUCAGAGUGGUUUUAUUUUAAAGCACUCUGUUCUUGUGUGAAUUUAAAUGCUAUUCCAAUGUUAAUCUUAACGUUCUGAAAUCACACACAAUAUAAAGCAAAUGUAGUGCUAUAUUUACUUCUAAUUUAAUAUUCCUGGUCAAAAUUACUCAAUUUCUUGGAUGUAAUUUAUUACAGAAGUUUAUGUGUACAUGUGAAUAGACUGUUGUGUUUUUCACAAGACAUGUUAUGUGAAAAUAAAUAUUUAUCCUAACUAA